This is a messenger RNA of Truncatella angustata, 1074 nucleotides long. RefSeq lists its product as uncharacterized. Bases 1 to 1074 code for a protein of 357 amino acids. The transcript has a single exon. The record is from RefSeq and is a predicted model, not a curated record. Lineage: Eukaryota; Fungi; Ascomycota; Sordariomycetes; Amphisphaeriales; Sporocadaceae.
AUGGAAAGUCUAAAGGCUUCGGCCAUCAACACCGGGAACACUUCUGGGCGCAAGCAACACAAGCCUACUUCUUCCUUAGGCUCCUUGUACGAGGUGCUGGCAGACCUCGACGAGACCCAGUUGCACUACCUUAUCCAAGAGAUGAGCCAUACUGGACAUCAAAACGUGCCUGUGUCCCAGGCAGUAUCGGCGUUUGAGUCGCAUAAUCCGUCCGACUCCCUCAACAAUGUGAGGGCGAGUAUGCUGCCACCCGUACAAGGGAUGCGACGGCAGCUCUCUAAGUCCCAGCGAGGGAAGCUUCGGUUGCAAACAGCCUUUCAGAGAGCACCGUCACUAAGACAGCGACGUCCCCAAGAUCUGCGCGACAUUGAUCAGUCUGCAGUUGAUAUAACCACUCAGAGCUCUAACGAUGCGCCUGCCCCUGGCCAUCCCAUUAUAUCCAAUCCUGUUAACAACGCUCCCAAGUACAAUGGCACCGCCGGAGAUGUAGCACCCAUAUUGGCGGAUCGGUCACAAAGGCGGGAAAACCCAGUUGAGCCCCAUACUCUGCAAUCUCCAGUGGACAGUCGAAAGAAAUCUCCCGCCUACAGACGCAUUCCAAGACCAGAUUUCAGUUUACCACCUGGCGUUACGGUCAUUGACCUCCUGGAACUUCUUGAGGCCGAGUUCCUUUCCUCGAACUCACAUCAGUUCUCUUCUCCAGAUUUCUCGUCUUCGCCCUCAUCCGCCUUUUCCGCCCAUACCUAUUCAUCUCCGUCUCUGUUGUCACCGGCCUCGUCAUCCCCAUUUUCCCAGAAGCCCAACCUGAAUGGGCCUCGAUCUCUGCGGCGGCACACCUCGAGACUGGAUAUGGCGCUAGAUGCCGACCGGACCGCAUCAGGCGCUGAGGAGAUAGGGUUGGGAAUGCUUGAACCAAGACCUCAAAGGACGGUUUCGUUAGGCUCUCCUGCUGUCAGUGCCCCAAUAAGUUCGGUGGAGUCCUUUGACUGGGGGCCUAGGGGCGAUACUAAAGGGUUGCCAUCCACCCCACCGGUCGUUUUGGAAGGGAUAUUUGAUGUUUUGGAGAACCAAUGA